Molecule: messenger RNA, 2862 nt
Organism: Tachysurus vachellii
Lineage: Eukaryota; Metazoa; Chordata; Actinopteri; Siluriformes; Bagridae
Product: dipeptidyl aminopeptidase-like protein 6
Exons: 26
Coding region: 181-2565 (794 amino acids)
Biological process (GO): proteolysis
Molecular function (GO): dipeptidyl-peptidase activity; serine-type peptidase activity
Source: RefSeq, a predicted model, not a curated record
AUCGGUGCUCUCGUCGCCUGCUGUGCCUCUCGCGCUCAUUUCUGCACGACUGCACGUGUGUGUGGGUUCUUUUCUACAUAUGCUUCAUGUGUGUGUGUUGGUGAGGUAGCUACUGCGGUGGUGCUUUCAGCACCGUCAGUGUUUUUCCUCGUGUGUCAGUGUCACUGAGUGAAGCCCAUCAUGACUACGGUGAAGGAGUCGAGCACUCCACUGAAGGCAGCUCCGCACCAAGAACAGGAGCUGGUGGGCAGUAACUCAUCACAGAGGAACUGGAAGGGAAUAUUAAUCGCUCUGCUGGUUAUUCUGAUUAUCUGCUCUCUCAUCGUCACCUCUGUCAUCCUGCUUACUCCAGGUGAAGAUGACGAUCUGGCCCUGAAAAGGAAACUGACGGUUGAGGACAUUUUCAGGAAGGAUUUCAGAGUUCACGACCCUGAGGCUAAAUGGAUUAGCGAUGAGGAGAUUCUGUACCGCACUCGUGAAGGUGAUGUGCUGAAGUUCAACGUGGAGACGAACGAGAGCACGGUGCUGGUGUCCAACAGGAUGUUUGAAAUGUAUAAGGCUGUCAAUUAUGAGCUUUCUGCAGACCUGAAACACGUUCUGCUGGCCUACAACGUGGAGCCCUUUUAUCAUCACUCCUUCACUGCUUACUACAUUAUCUGUAGUUUGGAGACUCCAGAAACCUGGAUUCUGACUCCUCCUGAAGUGCGUAACACUCCUCUUCAGUACGCAGGAUGGGGACCACGAGGACAGCAGCUGAUUUUUAUAUUUGAGAAUAAUAUAUACUAUCGCUCCACUGUUGAGAGCCGAACCAUUCGCCUGGUUUCCACUGGCAAAGAAGGUGUGAUAUUCAACGGCCUCUGUGAUUGGCUGUAUGAGGAGAUGAUCUUCCAGUCCCAUGUGGCUCACUGGUGGUCUCCUGAUGGAGCUCGCCUCGCGUACGCCUCCAUCAACGACACUUUGGUGCCCAAGAUGGACCUGCCCAUGUUCACAGGGUCACCGUACCCGACGAGCCGCACAUACCAUUACCCCAAAGCUGGAGAGGAGAACCCAGUGAUCUCUCUGUAUGUCGUGAAUCUCAACAGCCCGAUACACACCUUACAGAUGAAGAGACCCGAUGACCACAGGAUCAGAGAGUUUUAUAUAACGAUGGUAAAAUGGACCUCAAGCACAAAGCUGGUGGUGAAGUGGUUAAACCGAGCACAGAACUUCUCCAUUCUGAGCCUGUGUGAGGUCACAACAGGAGUCUGUACCAAGAAACAUGAGGAUGUGAGUGAGAGCUGGCUGGACAGACAAAAUGAAGCUCCACUUUUCUCUAAAGAUGGUAUGAAGUUCUUUUUCACUCAUGCUGCCCCUCAGGGGGGGCAGGGGAAAUUUUUCCAUGUGUCCAUGGCAACAACUGAGCACAACAGCACCUCAGACACAUUGAAGUCCAUCACAUCAGGCAUCUGGGAUGUUACACACCUUCUGGCUUACAAUGAGGAUGCUCAGCUAAUAUAUUAUGUGAGCACAGAGGAGGAUCCCAAACAACGCCACCUGUACAGUGCUCAGACGGUGACUCCCUUCACUCGGCUCUGUCUCUCCUGUGGGAUUACAGACGCCUGUGGAUUUGUGAGCAGCUCCUUCAGCCACAACAUGGCCUUCUUCCUGCUCCACUGUAAAGGACCCGGUGUCCCGUUUGUGUCCAUCUACAGAACCAAGGACAGACAGAAGCUUUUGGACAUCGAGCUGAACCUGAACCUCCGGAAGACCGUAGACUCAAUGCAGAUGCCACGAGUUGAGUACAGAAAGAUAGACGUGGAGGGUUACGCUCUGUCUCUACAGAUCCAGAAACCUGCUGGCUUCAUAAACACGGCACAUUACCCUCUCCUGCUGCUUGUAGACGGGACUCCAGAACAGGUCGUGUUGGAGCGGUUCCAGGUGGACUGGGUCACAGUGCUGGUCAGUAGUUUGGGCGUGGUCACUGUACGCUGUGACGGGCGUGGCAGCGGCUAUCGAGGCUCCGAGUUCGUCCACAUGCUAGACAAGGAGGUCCAGCUGAAGGCUCUUAGCAUUUUAGCGAAAGAGCCGUACAUCGACAAAACCAGGAUUGGAGCUUUUGGACAGGUGUAUGGAGGACACAUCACCAGCCUCCUGCUCAGCUCUGAGGCCUCCGUUCUGAAGUGUGGAGCUCUUCUGUCUCCCAUCUCCGACUUCCGACUUUACGCAUCGUUUUUUUCUGAGCGAUAUUUUGGCCUUCCACACCCAGAGCAUCGAGCGUAUGAGACCUUUAAUUUCACACGGCAAGAAUCUAAGUUUGUUAAUUCGAAGAUUCUGAUCGUUCACCCUACUGCAGAUGAAAAAGUCCAUUUUCAGCAUACGGCUAAAUUCAUCUCAGGGUUAAUCAGCGGGAAGGCAAAUUACAGUCUCCAGAUUUAUCCUGAUGAAGGUCACUUCCUGCACAGCGAGGCGGUGAGGCGGCACCUGAGUCAGUCCCUGGUCCACUUUUUUGAAGAGUGUUUCAGGAGAUCAGACGACACGUUUCAAGAUGACCUUGAUCUGGAGGAAAAGAGCGAUGUGCAGGGAUAGUUUUUUUUUUUUUACUCAACUUGCCUUCCAAGGACAUUAUCUUCAUUUCUCCUUCUGUACAGACGUUUUCCUCUUCCCUCUUUAUUCGCAGUUGAAAAGGACGGUCUGUCCAUCGCUCUGAUGAACUGACAGUAAGGAAUAUGACUGAACCCUGGGAGAAGAUCUAAGAUUAUUUACAGCAUGGAUUUCUAGCACUAAGCAGGAACACUCGGUUCAUCCGGCUGCUCUGGGACUCGCUGGUUCUAUUUAUUCUUUCUUUUCUUUUCUUUUCUUUUCUUUUCUUUUUUUAAGAAAUGA